CCUGAGCCUCCUUGUCCCUCAUCUGGAGCCUGGAUGGGUGGGCAGAUGGGUCCCAGAGAGACCUAUGAAAGGGAGGGAAGGAGGGAGAGGAGUACGGAUGAUGAAGGAUGAUGAGUGAAUGAAGUGUAUAUUGAAUGUACACACAAAUGUAUGUUCUGGAAUGAAUAUAUGUACUGUCAAGUGAACAAAGCAAGCUACUGAACAAUAUACCCAAGAUGAUCUCUUUUAUGUAAAAAACCCCACCAACGUGUAAUAUGAUGUUAUCUCCACGUCUGUAUCUAUAGGUGUGUAAGUGCACAGGAAGAGGUCUGGAAGGACCCAGACUAAAUUGUCCACAGUAGCUUCUGGCCUCCUGGGACACUCCAAGAAGAUGCGAGCCACCCCUCUGGCUGUUCCUAAGGGUGUCCCCUCCCGGAAGAAGCAGCUGGACUCGGAUGAUGACCUAGACACUGAGCGUCCCACCCGGAAGCAAGCCCUAAGUGGGCCCCAGCCCAGGCUGCCGCCCUGCCCCCUGCCCCCGAGCCCACCCCGUGCUCCAGUCUGUGCCCCUGCUGUGACUGCUGCCUCUAGGCUUGGACCCUAUGUUCUUCUGGAGCCUGAGGAGGGCAGCCGGACCUACCGGGCCCUGCACUGCCCCACCAGCACUGAGUACAUUUGCAAGGUGUACCCAGCCUGCGAGGCCCUGGCGGUGCUGGAGCCCUACUCGCGGCUGCCCCGCCACGGGCACGUGGCCCGGCCGGCGGAGGUCCUGGUGGGCCCGCAGCACCUGUACGCCUUCUUCCCGCGGCCGCACGGGGACAUGCACAGCCUGGUGCGCCGGCGCCGCCGCCUGCCCGAGCCCGAGGCAGCCGCGCUCUUCCGCCAGAUGGCCGCCACCCUGGCGCACUGCCACCAGCACGGGCUCGUCCUGCGGGACCUCAAGCUCCAGCGCUUCGUCUUUACUGACCGUGAGAGGACAAAGGUGGUGCUGGAGAACCUGGAGGACGCCUGUGUGCUGACCGGGUCUGACGACUCCCUGUGCGACAAGCACGCGUGCCCAGCCUACGUGGGCCCUGAGAUCCUCAGCUCCCGGGCUUCCUACUCCGGCAAGGCGGCGGAUGUCUGGAGCCUGGGCGUGGCGCUCUUCACCAUGCUGGCCGGCCACUACCCCUUCCAGGACUCUGAGCCCAUCUUGCUCUUUGGCAAGAUCCGCCGAGGGGCCUUUGCCCUGCCUGAGGGCCUCUCGGCCCCCGCCCGCUGCCUGGUCCGCUGCCUCCUCCGACGGGAGCCCACUGAGCGGCUCACGGCCUCGGGCAUCCUGCUGCACCCCUGGCUGCGGGAGAAUGUGAUCCCCCCAGCCCCAACGCGAUCCCACCUCUGGGAGGCUGACCAGGUGGUCCCGGAGGGGCCAGGACUGGAGGAGGUGGAGGAGGAGGGAGAAAGAGACGUAGGUCUCUAUGGCUAACCCGCCCUGCUAGAGUUUCAACUGCAAAUAGUGGGUUGAGUUUGGGGUAUCUCCAAGCUCUCUCCUGCCUCUUUGAACCUUAAGUGCCUUCUGGGAGGGAGAAAAGAGGAGGCAUGUGUGGAGCACACUGGAUGCACACCUGGUGGUUCUGCCCACCCGUGCACGUGAACUCAUGCUUUGCCAAGUCCUUGUCAGGUGCUCACUGGGCCAACCCCCGUGCCGGGUGCUGGGAACACCACAGUGAAUGACAGAGACAAAACUCCUGCUCACAGGUUGACAACCCCUUUCCACGCACACAGGUCCAUGUCCACCCCAGGCACAGGCGGUGCAGGUGUUGGCAUCCAUUCUUGCAGAAGCCUGGGCACGUCUGACAUGGGACAGUCCCUUUCACAAACAAUCCAGCUGCCUUUGUAUCUUGCACCUUUUCAGAGAAAUGGAAGCAUCCCUGUGCCAAAGGCUCCAGGCCUCUUUCUUGUAACUCAGGACCCCAGCACCCAGACUGUGCUGGGAACUGUGCUCCCACUAGCUCUGUCCUCCUGUUCAAGGGAUGCCUAUCCAGGCCUGAGCCAAGGACUUGGGCUGGAAGAUCAAGAGAGUAGACUGUGAGGCUGGUCCUCAUCUAACUCAGAGUGGUUUGGAAUGAGGGGCCAGUGACCCCCUGACCCAAGCACCAGAGUUGGGGGAUGGGAUUAGGCAGGGUCUGUCCCUUGGCCUCCUGGAUAGUUCCAGGCCCUGUCCUGGGCACACUUGGGGUCCAGGACCCUACAUCAACACUACGGGUUUUAGAUGUUAAGAGUAUAUAUUUUUACCUUGUGCCUAAUAAAGGAAUUCUGAAAUA
Messenger RNA from Camelus dromedarius (Arabian camel), 2282 nucleotides. It is a transcript of the gene TRIB3, whose product is annotated as tribbles pseudokinase 3. Bases 371 to 1444 code for a protein of 357 amino acids. Gene Ontology annotation, cellular component: nucleus. Lineage: Eukaryota; Metazoa; Chordata; Mammalia; Artiodactyla; Camelidae. The transcript is spliced from 4 exons. The record is from RefSeq and is a predicted model, not a curated record. Gene Ontology annotation, molecular function: mitogen-activated protein kinase kinase binding; ATP binding; protein kinase activity. Gene Ontology annotation, biological process: regulation of MAP kinase activity; positive regulation of proteasomal ubiquitin-dependent protein catabolic process; protein phosphorylation.